CCUCCCCCUCCCCUCGUUUGAAAGCUGCGAGCGCCCGGGCCGCGGAGAGUUUUCAGUUCGGCUUGCGACUUGGUCGACGUGGUCGUGUUAGUGCCGUUCGUCGAGUGUUGCGUUAGUUGAGACUUGAAUAUAUUGCUGCGCUGCACGCUUGUGUUUCUCAGAGCCAAAGGGGAAUUCAAAGACCCUUUUCCAAGUGUUCGACAUGGACGACGUUAUAUUCUCCAUUAACAACAUCCAGGAUCAAUUCAAGGCCUUGAGUCAAAAGCCCGUGGACCUUCCUCAAAUCGUUGUGGUGGGAAGCCAGAGCACGGGAAAGAGCUCUGUAUUGGAGUCGAUUGUGCGCCGCUCCUUCCUACCUCGUGGAAAAGGCAUUGUCACUCGUUGCCCUUUGAUCUUACGACUGGUGAACUGUCCUAUUGGUGACAGUUUACGUGAGAAGAGUGGUUCUUCUUAUGAUGAAUGGGGAGAGUUUGAUGGGGUUGUUGGGGAGGAACACACUGUUUACCCAAUAACACAGAUUGAAAGAGAAAUUGAGCGAAGGACAGCAGCACUAGCUGGACAGAACAAAAACAUUUCAAAAAUUCCUAUUGUUUUGAAGAUUUUUUCUCCGUUUGUUCUGACACUAACACUUGUGGAUUUGCCAGGCAUCACAAAGGUGGCUGUUGGAGAUCAGCCCGAAGACAUAGAGGACCAGAUUGUCAGCCUUAUAAAUGACUACAUUCAAAAUCCAAAGAGUAUUAUUUUAGCUGUAAUAACUGCUAACACAGACAUGACAACUAACGAGUGUCUGAAAAUGGCAAGAAAGGUUGAUCCUGAUGGUGAACGCACAAUAGCAGUAGUUACAAAACUAGAUUUAAUGGAUAAAGGAACUGAUGCCACUGAAAUUUUGAAUGGAAUGUGCAUUCCUGUAAAACUUGGCAUCAUAGGUGUAGUUCUUAGGUCUCAAAAAGACGUUACUGAUGAAAAGAGUAUCGAAGAUGCUAUUAAAGAUGAAGAAAAUUUUCUGAGGAGCAAUUACCCAGAGUUAGCCCAUAAAAAUGGAAGUGCAUACCUUGCCCAAACCCUACAAACAUUACUUAUUAGGCACAUUAAGACAUGCCUUCCAGACAUGAAGGCAACUUUUGUCCAACGGCUGGAGGACUGCAUUAGUAUCCUGGAUAAGUGUGGAGAGGAAAUAGUGGAUGAUAAAGGUUCCUUGCACCAUAUGAUAAGUAUGUUUUCUCAAUCAUUCUGUAAGAUGAUGAAGGGAGAAUGUGUGGAUAUAGACUCCAUGUUUCUGACUGGAGGAGCCAAACUUUGUUGUAUUUUCAAAACCUUGGAGACUUCACUCAUGUCUAUGGUACCAUGCCAGAAAUAUUCUACGGAAAAAGUUAUCUUAACAAUCAGGCAAACCAGUGGCCCGGAGCCACCAAUGAUAUUUAGUGAACUAGCUUUUGAGGAAUUAAUGAGACCACUCAUAAGAACCAUGCGGCUGCCAUCGAGGCUUUGUAUUGAAAAAGUCUCUGAUGAACUGAAGGAGGUGUGCCGUAAAAGCAUUCCCAAGGAUAUCGGAACCAGAUUUCCCAGGGCGGCAACUGAAAUAUCUUCCGUGGUGAAUAGUAUUAUUGACGAAUUAACAGAGAAAACAAAACAAUUUGUAGAACAGUCUAUACUGAUUGAAGAGACGCACAUUACACAUAGUCAUUUUUUAAAAUUUAAAAAUGAAUCUCUUCAAGCAAUUUUAAAAGAAGAUGACCAAUCAAAGCUUAAAAUUCCAUUUACUAGUGACUACUACUUCAGCCAAAAAGCAAAAUCUUCUGAGUACAAUAUAACUGAAAUCCUGAAACCAACUAUUCAAGACAGUAAGCAUGUCAUGGUGCUAGGUGACAUGUUGAAUGUUUACUAUGGAGUAGUUGCAAACCGCAUUCAGGACACUGUGACGAAGGCCACAAUGACUUAUUUGGUAAAUGGCCUCCAAAAUAAUAUGCCAUUGGAACUAGCCGCCAAGCUGCAAGGUAUGGCGAAAAAACUGUUCAAAGAGGAAGCUAAUAUAACAUUCACCAGAAAGCAGAAGCAGAAGGAGUAUAUUGCAUUGAAAAAUUCCCUUAAAGAGUUGGAUGCUCUGGACUAUGAGAUGACAAACAAAUGUGAGUUAGAAUUCUAGUACUUGUAAAAGGUGGGAAGAAAAGUGUUCUAGUUUGGUGAAUCAACAAACAAGUUUCUUAUUUAUUUUGUCAUAAAUUUAAAUGUGUGUAAUCAAUGUGAUAAAUUGGUGCAUAGAAUCUCC
Molecule: messenger RNA, 2266 nt
Organism: Frankliniella occidentalis (western flower thrips)
Lineage: Eukaryota; Metazoa; Arthropoda; Insecta; Thysanoptera; Thripidae
Product: dynamin-1-like protein
Exons: 12
Coding region: 203-2143 (646 amino acids)
Cellular component (GO): microtubule; cytoplasm; membrane
Molecular function (GO): GTPase activity; microtubule binding; GTP binding
Source: RefSeq, a predicted model, not a curated record